This is a messenger RNA of Saccostrea echinata, 3698 nucleotides long. RefSeq lists its product as uncharacterized. NCBI's taxonomy places the organism in Eukaryota, Metazoa, Mollusca, Bivalvia, Ostreida, Ostreidae. The coding region runs from base 1 to 3117 and encodes 1038 amino acids. Gene Ontology annotation, biological process: protein polyubiquitination; ubiquitin-dependent protein catabolic process; positive regulation of proteasomal ubiquitin-dependent protein catabolic process. Gene Ontology annotation, molecular function: ubiquitin protein ligase activity; zinc ion binding; ubiquitin conjugating enzyme binding. Gene Ontology annotation, cellular component: ubiquitin ligase complex; cytoplasm. The transcript has 13 exons. The record is from RefSeq and is a predicted model, not a curated record.
AUGGUGAACAAGACAGGACGUUGUGGACUAAGAUCGGGAAAUACCAUCAGAAAAAGCAUCUGUAAAUACUUCUGCGCCAAUGAUAGUUACAUUGAGUUUAACACGUACAACAGAAAAUAUGAUUAUGGCCUAGAUUGUCUGGAAGAUGAAUUACUUGAACUAGGUGAUGGUUUACAAGAAAAUCCAGAAUUGGACCAACAUGGCGGGGGCUUAAACUCCUCAUCCACCGUCAAGGAAGGUGUUCUGUUUUCUUUGAAAAAAAGAAAAAGGUCGUUAUUUUCAGAUUCUAUUGAUUUUUGGAGAGGGGAGGAAUUUCGGGUGGUCGUGGCUGAGAGGAGGACGAUUUUGACAUAUAAUGAGACUUUGUUAAGCCCUCAUUGGGAUGACUAUGUUAAGUAUUUGGAUAGCAGAGCCCUACUCCCCAUUGUUCUCCCCUUUAAAAAGACGUCACAUUUCUCAGAGCUUCGAAGAAAGAGCACUGGACGAGGAGAGGAUGGAACUGUACAGGACAGAAAAAGAUGGAUGCAUAAUCAGAAAAGCCGACCAGGGCUCCAACGAAAGACCGAAUUAUUACGCCAGAAACCAAAAGUCAAUAAUAUACCACCAUACAAAACAAAUGAGUUGAUAGCUGGUUUGGAUAGUGAUAUUCCGGAAGUUAGGUAUACCAUUUGCCAGCCAACAUUUUCUUCACGUUUCCGACCACAACGGCUAAGAGAAUGGAUGUUUCUAAGAUCUCGAGAUCUUUUACGAUGUACAAACGCAAGAAGACAAAAUCUAUCGAAGAAAGCAAUGACAAAACAGAAAGGAUGUGUUAAUGGUAGGAAAACCAAGCGCUGGCAGAAAUGGAAUCCCAAAGACACAGAAGAAUGCUUACUGAUUGAGUAUGAUAGAGUUACCUCUCCUACAAAUGUUGGUAGAGUUUUUUCCCUUGCAGAGAGGACUGUACUCAACAAUGAAACGCCGGAUGAUUCUUACAUCCAGGGACUUUCUUUUCUUAAUAGUGGGAGGCAAACAGUCACUUUAGAAAAGAAAUCAACUUUAGAUGUGAGCAUAGAGGACCUACUGAGACAAUAUCAUGAAAAAUAUCAUAAAGGGCACAAAACAAAACAUUUUAAGAAAAAAAUUGAACCAUUCACAACCAAGAAAAAAGUUGAGCUAGCUACUGUGGAUCAAACCAAACACAUUGUGUACCCAGAUGUAAAAACUGAAAAUGCAAACAAUGAGACCAAAGAAAAUACGUCAUUCAGUAAUGAUAAUAUAGAAUCUCAAACAUUUAUAGCUUGUGUGAUCAAAAAAUCCGAAUUUGACGAAUUUCUAAAAAGUCGAUUUGUGCAACACUCUGAGAGCUGCUUUCCGCCAAUUAUUUCCAUUCCAUUAGUACAUAAUAUCAACGGAAAUGCCAAACAUUUCACACCAGAAAGUUCUCUGCGACCAUCUCUGCUGUUACAGGAAUCUACAAAGUCGGUCGUCUUCGACACAGUACAACGUACAGGCAUCUACAGAUUGAAAAUAAAUGCCGAUAGUGAUAUUCUAUGGAAUGUAAUGAUGGAGAACAUAAGAGCCUACGUUUCUGGAUGUGGUUCCUCGCCGUCCUCUCUCUGGGAAAUCUACAAUCUCUCAAAGAGACUAGUCAAAGAAGAAAAUUACACUACAGACGAAAAACCUGUGUACGUAACAAAAGUAAGCAAGCCCUUAUUUGAUUGGAUGACCACAGUAACUUACAGGGUAUCAACCAUUGAUCAUGUCUACAAAUCACGCUUAAAUCAACUUGAACUCAAGACUCCACAUCUGCCCUUUCAGUUGACAAAGGCAAUCGCUCUUACCACCUUCACCUGUUCUGUAUGUUUAACUUCUGCAGAAAAUAGUUAUCAAGAUGAUGGGCUUCUUUUGUUACCAUGCCAACAUAUAUUUUGCAGAAAUUGUGUAUUUCAGUACACUGUAGACAAAAUAGAGCAAGGAGCAACGGAGGUGACGUGUCUGGAAAAUGAGUGCAAUAGUAUUAUUGACGAAGUAAUGAUUUUGUACUUGGUUCCAUGUCCAUUAUACCGUUCUUGGAGCAAAAGACAUAUGGAAAGAACGGUUAUGUCACGUGAGAUAUGGAAGUGGUGCCCCAAUCUCAAAUGUGGCAAGAUCGUUUCCGUUUCAGACAAAAUUGCAAAGUUUGCGGGGACUGAGCGUCUGAAAUCCCUGUCUGAGCGAAGGGAAGUGACGUGUGUGUGUAAAGCAGAAUUCUGCGUUGAUUGUCAGCAACCCCCUCACUGGCCAGCUACUUGCCGUCAAGCAAGGACCUACCACAAAAUAUCAGACCACGUCAUAGGUAUCCUCAAUGAUGUAGCUAUUGGUGGCGACAGAAGUUUCCUAGUCGAGGUUAAGACGUGUCCUCGUUGUCAAGAGAAAAUUAACAAAAAUGGAGGCUGUCAGGUGAUGACGUGUAGGUGCGGGAACACAUUCUGUUGGUUGUGCUUAAGACCAAUGGUUGACCACAAGAAAAAAGACAUGUGCAGGAAUGGUUCAAACGAGUUAGUGGAAUUUUCAAGCAGAAUCAAUUACAAACUACCUACAAAUUACAUGGAGAAGGCAAUAUCUUGCCGACUUAUGCAAAGAAGACUUAUUAAAUGGAAAAAGACAAAUUUUGGACGUCUUCAGCACAAAAUGGAUGUGUCGGAUUUUGAAAAGGUCGCAGAAAAACACCCAGGAAAACAACAAGACAAAGCCGGAGCAAAGGUGGCUGAGUUCCGACAUCUGAAUUUGUUUAUCAAGACUCUAAAUCUUCUGGAGAACAUUUUCGUCUCACUACCACCCAUAUCUAACAGCUUCCAGAGCCGACGACUGACAAAGUGUGAAGAAAUUGUAAAUCGUGUCGACUUCAUUUCAAAACGUCUGGAAGAGAUGCUUCUGGGAUCAGUCAAACAGAAGGAUUGCCAAAAACUUAAGACGUAUCAGAAUCUACUCUCAGACAAACUUUGUGAUCUUUGUCUACUCUCGAUUUGGAUCAGGAAGGAAUUACGAGCUACGGAUCAAUGGAGAGACUGGGCAGAAGACUCUAAUUUGUCCUUGUUGACGCGGGCUUCUCAUGAAGUUCGACGUUCAAUUGCCAAAAAAGACAGCUCCACAUAAAACUUUAUACAUUAUACUACAGUAAAGUACGCUUAUAGCAAAGUGCCAAAUAAGCUAACUCUUUCUAUUUAAAAUCUGUUAAGUUCAUAAUACGUCUUAAACUACAAGGAAUAAAAACAUCUCUUCUUUAUAAGCACAUGUUUGUUAAAAGCAUGUUCGCUCUAACUGUGUUUUAAUGUAUACAGUUGCUUGAUGAGAGGUCUGCAAUGACUAACUGAAUAAUUUCAAGAGUAAUAUAUAAGUAUAUUUGUUUUGAAAGGGCAUUAUGAGGAGGACCUGAAUUAUGGGGAGGACCUUAAUCUAGUCAAAACCAAUAUGCCUCAAUGAGAGCUCCAGCAUAUUUAAAUUCAACAAAUUAUGACUUUAUUAAUAGGUAUUUUACAUGCAAAACACAGUUCCUACAAGGGGCACAAUCUGCUGCUUUUUAUAAUUACAUUUAAAAUAUGAUUACUUGUCAAUAUGAAUAUUUGUUCUGGAUACCAAUAGGGCUGCUGGAUAAAAUCAAAGGUUAGCAUUUAAAAUCUCUGAAAUUUUCUGUUAAUACAUGUAGUUCAUGUCUGAACAAUGAACAUUUUCUUAUC